ACCCACGUCCCGGUGACGGCGUCGCGCUGACGCGGGGAACGCUGCCCGCUGAUGGACGUGAUGGACUACAUGUUUCAGGAAGAAGUUGGCGCCUGAAGCUCUGCGCCCUGCUAGCUAAACCGCUAACUCCAACAAUGAAGCGUUUUUCACUGUAAUUAUUUUUCUUUCAGUCGUUAUUAAAGACGUCCCAAAAUGAACGACAUGGAGUUCAGCGUUCCCUUGUCUUCCCUGGGACUCCUGGUUCCACCAUUGCGACUGAUGUCGGCGGUGAUGUGGGAGGUGGUGCGCCAGAGGAACAUAAAGCACUAUGGGAAACUGGAAGAGUUUGUGUCCAUGGUAACAGAUGCUGUUCCUGAACUUAUGAGCAAAAGAGAAGGGCGGUUGCUCUCACUGGGCUUGAGGGCAAGGACAACUCUUGAACUGUUGCGCUCCGAACACCCUGAAGAUCUCAAAGCCGUCGAGACCCAUCUCGACAGAAUCCGAUCGUCUUGCAUAGAAGAAACAACUGAUACUGUCAUAGAAGCGCCUGAAGCGAACUUCAUGAAGCUGGUGCAAGGCCUCAUCGAGGACACUGAUGGAAGAGAACAUUUCCUCAAGAAUGUGUUUCCUGUGGAGUACGGCCCGGACUUCGAUACGGCACUGGAGACUCUCGUUUGUGAGUUUUUCACCAGACUGGAGGAACUGCUGCCGAUACCAGAUUUCAAACAGACUGCAUCCUGGAUCAGUGCUGCCCCCGCUGUCCUAGAGGAGUACAUGCAGUGUGUCUCGAAUGGAGAUGAUCUCAAAUUCCUUCUCCAGAGCAAACAGUGUCAUGGGAAGUUGGCUAAGACUAGUGUUGCUCCAUUUCAGUCAGACGAUCUCCUCGUUCCCUCCCUGUCUCUUCCUCCCUCGUUGGAGGUGGCCAUCGCAUCUCAUCCGAGUGCUUGUGAUGACGAAAACACCGAUGUUCCUCAGAUUGUCAUGUUUGAUGAGGAGCUGUCCACAAACUCUCAAGUUCCUUCCACCUCAACGGAUUUUCCAGAAUCGCCAAAAAGGAACGUCGUUUCAUCGCCUCGACGGAGGCAGCAGUCGGGAAUGCAUAAAUGUCCGGAGUGUGACAAGUGCUUCAAGCAUCACUCUGUCCUCAUCGAACACCAGCGGGUUCACAGCGGGCUGCAGCCUUACAACUGCUCUGAGUGCGGGAGGGCCUUCAGAACAGCCACCCUGCUGGCGGGUCACAGGCUGCGAAAAUGCAAAAAUGCUGCCUACCUGUGCAUUAAAUGUGGGAACAGUUUUCCAACGUCACUGGAAAAAUUCAGGCACCAGUGCCCAAAACGGGGCCGAAACUAUGACUGUGCGCACUGCGGAAAGACUUUCCAAAAGUCAAGCAGCUUGAAGGAGCACUUGCUAACUCAUGUCCAGAGCCGCCUUUUCAAGUGUAGCCACUGCGGGGAAGGUUUCCCAGGGAUUGGUGAACUUAAGUAUCAUCAGCAGAUAGAUCAUGACAAGCCCUAUCAGUGUAAGCGAUGUGGAAAGAGCUUCAUUUCCUCCAAGUGUUUGGCCAAACAUCAGCUGCGCCAUGAGGAGGCUGGUGAAAUAGAGUCUGCCAAAUUACUGAGUGGAAGUAAACAUAAGAAAAGUAGCUCCGCGCAUCGGACUUCCUCCUCUUCUUCCUCCAGGAAAACCACAGUCAAAGCUGUUUACCCACGUGGACGAGUUACCCAUAAUUGUCCGCAGUGUGGGAGAAGCUUUAAGUACCGGUUUGAAUUUCUUGAACACCAGAGGUUCCACACUGCAGUGAAGCCUUACAAAUGCUCUCAGUGUGGCAAAGCCUUCCGAACAGAGGCUCACCUAUCAGGUCACAGGAAGAGAAAGUGCAAGAACGCUGCUCAUAUUUGCACCAAGUGCGGAUGCCAGUUCAGAUCUCUGCAUGAACGUGUCAGACAUCAGUGUGUGCAGCUGCUGACAAAAUAUGAGUGCUCUCAUUGUGGCAAGACCUUCAAGAUGGCCCACCUUCUGAGAAACCAUCAGAUGAGUGAACACCAGCUUCCUUACAGCCCAAAUCAUCGCUUCAGGUGCCGAUACUGCGAUGAGACCUUCCCAGGGAUCAGUGAGCUGAAGUACCAUCAGAGGGUUGAUCAUGAGAAACCCUAUCAGUGCCAGGAGUGUGGCAAGAGCUUCCUGUCUGAAAAAUGCCUCUCAAACCACGAACUGCGCCACAACGAUGACAGACCAGAGAACUGCCUGGUCUGCGGUCGAGGUUUCAGGAACCGAUAUGACCUGAAGCAGCACAUGCGCACUCACACAGGAGAACGACCUUACCAGUGCACUCACUGUUCACAGUGUUUCUCCACAGCAGGAGGGCUGAGGAGUCACACCCGGGUUCACACAGGGGAGAAACCGCACGUUUGCCCCGACUGCGGUAAGGCUUUCUCCCAGAUGGGCGCAAUGCGCACCCACAGGCUCACCCACACAGGAGAGAGGCCAUUCAAGUGCACAGUGUGUGGCAAGGGAUUUACUAUGGCGCACAAAGUCACAGUUCACAUGCGUGUGCAUACCGGAGAGCGGCCUUAUGUGUGCUCUCAGUGUGGGAAAGCUUUCUCAGAUGGAAGCGUGCUGAAGCAGCACAUGCUGAACCACUCAGGUGUCAGACCUUACCACUGCCAGAUCUGUCCCAAGACUUACACUUGUCUGAACCACCUGAGGAGGCACUUAAAAAGUCACUCCAGCAUGAACUGAGUCAAAGUUGAAUGGAACCAGCUUUGGAAACAUUAUGCACACGUUAAACACAGCGUGGAUACAUGAAGUGUGUGUGUUGCUCAGUGGAGAAUUGAUACUAAAGUUGCAGUUGACCAAUCAAAGGAAAUACAACAUAAUGAAGGAAUAUAGAUUGGACUUGUGGUCACUAUUAAAGUAGAGGUGAUUACUUUAUUCCACUUUACUGUAAAAUAACUGUAAUCACUACAGCCGUUUGUCCAGGAAGAAGCGAACCUUCAACAUCAGCACAAAGGAGUGGUUUUCUUUUUCCCCUCAUUUCUUGUCAGGCUUGGUCUUGAGCUUUACCGCUGACAGUUUGAUAGGCAGCAUGAAUACUGGUGGAUGUUAUAAUGAUUGGAUGUCAUGCAUUGAAGGCUGUAAUAAUGGUGAAAAUAUUUUUUUGGAAAGUCCUCAGAUAUAAUAGAAGUGAAACUUUUGAGAUCUCUGUAAAUAUGCAGUAACACUACUUGUGUGAAAGGUGAAUGUUAAAAAGCGGAAACCAUUUAUUACAACACGACUGGUAACUUUAGCCCAGUAGGCCUUUUUAUACACCCCGAUAUGGUUUUCAAGCUUUAUGACUUUGAAAAAUAAACUCCCUUGGUUAUA
Messenger RNA from Myripristis murdjan (pinecone soldierfish), 3342 nucleotides. RefSeq names its product zinc finger protein 665-like. Gene Ontology annotation, biological process: regulation of transcription by RNA polymerase II. Gene Ontology annotation, cellular component: nucleus. NCBI's taxonomy places the organism in Eukaryota, Metazoa, Chordata, Actinopteri, Holocentriformes, Holocentridae. Bases 193 to 2718 code for a protein of 841 amino acids. The record is from RefSeq and is a predicted model, not a curated record. The transcript is spliced from 7 exons. Gene Ontology annotation, molecular function: RNA polymerase II cis-regulatory region sequence-specific DNA binding; DNA-binding transcription activator activity, RNA polymerase II-specific.